This is a messenger RNA of Melanotaenia boesemani (Boeseman's rainbowfish), 585 nucleotides long. RefSeq names its product ATP synthase inhibitory factor subunit 1b (gene atp5if1b). The record is from RefSeq and is a predicted model, not a curated record. Gene Ontology annotation, biological process: negative regulation of ATP-dependent activity. Gene Ontology annotation, cellular component: mitochondrion. Bases 89 to 412 code for a protein of 107 amino acids. Lineage: Eukaryota; Metazoa; Chordata; Actinopteri; Atheriniformes; Melanotaeniidae. The transcript is spliced from 3 exons. Gene Ontology annotation, molecular function: ATPase inhibitor activity.
GACAAUGGUACAGUCUUGUGGCGUAAUUUGGUGGACAAGGACAAGCGGCAGUGUCAGUGCUAUAGCUUUUCAUAUGUGAGAAUCAAACAUGGCGAGGUUUUUGAGGCCUAAUAUCAGGAGUUUUGUCACUUCUCAGCUGAGAAUGUCAUCCGACCAGUUGGGAGAGCUGGGUAAAGGUGCAGGAAAAGGUGGUGGAGGUGGAGGUUCCAUCAGAGAGGCAGGUGGAGCCAUGGGGAAGAAGCAGGCUGCUGAGGAGGAGAUGUACUUUAAGCGUAAAGAACAGGAGCAGCUGGCGGCACUGAAGCAACACCACCAUGAGGAAAUCGAACAUCAUAAAAAGGAAAUUGAACGUCUUCAGCGUGAGAUUGACCGCCACAAGGGAAAGAUCAGAAAGCUGAAGCACGAUGACUGAAUAAAACCUUCAGAAAAAGUUUCAUUUUUCUCACCGUCCCAGACGCCUUUAGUAAUCACACCAGUUGCUACAAGCACUCUAUUAACGAGCAAGUUAUGAAUGUGCAGGAGAUGUUCUGUAAAUGCUUGCAAGUUAUUAAAACUGUUCAUUAAAUAAUAACUAUUUCCAUGGCA